AUGUACAAAAAGCAUUUUAUGAAUCGGGCUAAUUGCUGUUUUCAUUCAGGUUCAUAUCCUCGCCUCUCCCUGAGCUUCAAGCUGAAGAGAAACAUUGGCUACUUCAUUCUGCAGACCUACAUGCCUUCCAUCCUAAUCACCAUCCUGUCCUGGGUAUCCUUCUGGAUCAACUAUGAUGCCUCGGCUGCCAGAGUUGCUUUAGGUAUCACCACUGUGCUGACCAUGACCACCAUCAACACACAUUUGCGGGAGACGCUUCCAAAGAUCCCGUAUGUCAAAGCCAUUGACAUGUACCUGAUGGGCUGUUUCGUCUUCGUCUUCCUGGCUCUGCUGGAGUACGCGCUGGUCAACUACAUCUUCUUCGGCAGAGGACCGCAGCGGCAGAAGAGAGCUGCAGAGAAAGCCUCCACAGCCAACAAUGAAAGGAUGAGAAUGGAUCCCAACAAAAUGGACCCCCAUGAAAACAUCCUUCUCAGUCCUCUGGAGAUCAAGAAUGAAAUGGGCACAUCAGAGUUGACCCUGGGUUUGGGUGACCCGCGUGCAACCAUGCUAGCCUUCGACAGCACCUCGCUGCAGUAUCGCAAACCCGGCCUGGCCAGACACAACUUUGGACGCAAUGUGCUGGAACGCCACGUGGCUCAGAAGAAGAGCCGACUACGGCGGCGCACUUCACAGCUUAAAAUCACCAUCCCUGACUUAACUGACGUCAAUUCAAUCGACAAGUGGUCGAGAAUGAUCUUCCCCACCGUGUUUUCCUUCUUCAACGUCGUCUAUUGGCUUUAUUAUAUCAACUAGCUGGAUUCUCAGCCGUCUGAGAAGCGCCACUUAUUUUUAUGUCCGUAUACUCUUCCGUGUGAUUUUGCAAUACAAGCAGGACUUACGUUGACAAAUUCAAAUCAGGACUAAUUCUCUUUGACCUUAGGUUCACCUUAAUUUCUGGCUGACGCUGAUACUCUAAAGAGGUUAAGAACAAAUGGUGCCUGCUCCAAAAAUCAAUCGUUUUC
Messenger RNA from Sinocyclocheilus rhinocerous, 1004 nucleotides. RefSeq names its product gamma-aminobutyric acid receptor subunit beta-2-like. Gene Ontology annotation, cellular component: membrane. NCBI's taxonomy places the organism in Eukaryota, Metazoa, Chordata, Actinopteri, Cypriniformes, Cyprinidae. Gene Ontology annotation, biological process: monoatomic ion transmembrane transport. The transcript is spliced from 3 exons. Bases 1 to 795 code for a protein of 264 amino acids. The record is from RefSeq and is a predicted model, not a curated record. Gene Ontology annotation, molecular function: GABA-A receptor activity; monoatomic ion channel activity.